CUCCGGCCCCGGGUCACCUCCAGCACGCGCCUGCUUCCCGUCUGCGCGAGUCCACGCAGCUCCCCAGAUCAAGAAGCUGAGGCCCCAGGUUACACACUAAAGUAAAUGGCAGAGGCAGAAAUAACACCUAUGUCCUCCUGACCCCAAGGCAUGUUCUUAAAGUUCUGGAAACCUCCUGGAGGCUUCCUUGAUGCUCCUCUGGGACUGCCACCCUGGGCAGGGUGUUCUGUGGCCCCUCAUCAUCGUGGCUUUGAACCACAGGCCCUUCACCAGCACAGCAGCAGCAGGCAUGGCAGCAAGCGUGGAGCAGCGCGAGGGCACCAUCCAGGUGCAGGGCCAGGCCCUCUUCUUCCGAGAGGCCCUGCCCGAGAGUGGGCAGGCUCGCUUCUCUGUACUGCUGCUGCAUGGUAUUCGCUUCUCCUCCGAGACCUGGCAGAACCUGGGUACACUGCACAGGCUGGCACAGGCUGGCUACCGGGCUGUGGCCAUUGACCUGCCAGGUCUGGGGCGCUCCAAGGAAGCAGCAGCCCCUGCCCCUAUUGGGGAGCUGGCCCCUGGCAGCUUCCUGGCAGCUGUGGUGGAUGCCUUGGAGCUGGGCCCCCCGGUUGUGAUCAGUCCAUCACUGAGUGGCAUGUACUCCCUGCCCUUCCUCACGGCCCCUGGCUCCCAGCUCCCGGGCUAUGUGCCAGUGGCCCCCAUCUGCACUGACAAAAUCAAUGCUGCCAACUAUGCCAGUGUGAAGACUCCAGCUCUGAUUGUAUAUGGAGACCAGGACCCCAUGGGUCAGACCAGCUUUGAGCACCUGAAGCAGCUGCCCAACCACCGGGUGCUGAUCAUGAAGGGGGCGGGGCACCCCUGUUACCUGGACAAACCAGAGGAGUGGCAUACAGGGCUGCUGGACUUCCUGCAGGGACUCCAGUGAAGCCCAGCACUGCUGCAGGGGGUGGGCGGCCUGCCUGCUCUGAGCUCUCUCUUGCACGCUCUCUCUUCUCUCACGGGCUCUGGCUCAUGCACAUGCAACAGGUGCGUCUGUCUAUAUGUCUGGGUUCUUGUGUUUUGUGGUCUGUUUGUCUUUUCUGCCUCUUUCUCUUGCAGUGAUAGACUGAGGGGGUAAAAUCAAGAGAAAAAACUCUCAGGAAUCAAGGAACAUAAUCCGGUGGAGGGUAAUCCAUUACAUGAGCUUCUCCUGUUCUUCCACUUUCCUGCCUGGCUUUCACUCCUUCCCCUGCUCUGCCCAGCCUUUCCCUCCCACCCACUCCUCCUUCUGCAAAUGCCCUGAAGGCCAGCCCUUCCCCCAACACCCACUUCCCCACCUCCUUAGGCCCCAGAUACAUACAUGCCCACAUGCACGCUUACAUGUUUAGAGCCAUCCUUGUUUCCAAACAUGACCCUUCGCUUGAGGGCAACUGCAUAGGUACAUGUAACUCUGGACUGGCAUGCACAUUGUCAUGUGCAGCUUUGCAUAUAGACACAUGCAUACAUGAGCCUACACACAAGCACUUGCACACAUGUGGACUCCUAACCAUGCUAACCUCACUGGCUGGGAAGGUGGGGACCCCAUGGGCCAGCCCUUGCAGGAGGCCCUUUUGCAAGGCUUAGGGUGUGGCCAGCCCUGAUAGCUACUUGGACACAGGUUUCAGCUGGCCCCAGCCCAGAAGUGACCCCCAGAAAGGGAGGGCCACCGCUUUGCCCCCAUGCUUUUACCCUUCCUUCUGGGUGCUCUACACCUCCCCAGGUUACCAGGCCUGAGGCAUCUCAGCCAAGCUUGUUUCCUCCUCUGAGGCUUGGGGGGUGGGAGCCAGAGUGGUGAAAUAAAGUGAUGCAAUUAGA
This is a messenger RNA of Gorilla gorilla gorilla (western lowland gorilla), 1830 nucleotides long. It is a transcript of the gene ABHD14B, whose product is annotated as abhydrolase domain containing 14B. The record is from RefSeq and is a predicted model, not a curated record. Gene Ontology annotation, cellular component: cytoplasm. Gene Ontology annotation, molecular function: hydrolase activity. The transcript has 4 exons. The coding region runs from base 191 to 922 and encodes 243 amino acids. NCBI's taxonomy places the organism in Eukaryota, Metazoa, Chordata, Mammalia, Primates, Hominidae. Gene Ontology annotation, biological process: positive regulation of transcription by RNA polymerase II.